This is a messenger RNA of Scaptodrosophila lebanonensis, 5118 nucleotides long. RefSeq names its product caskin-2 (gene ckn). Gene Ontology annotation, cellular component: focal adhesion; axon. Gene Ontology annotation, biological process: cell surface receptor protein tyrosine phosphatase signaling pathway; axonogenesis. Bases 201 to 3050 code for a protein of 949 amino acids. The record is from RefSeq and is a predicted model, not a curated record. Gene Ontology annotation, molecular function: signaling adaptor activity; protein phosphatase binding. The transcript is spliced from 6 exons. NCBI's taxonomy places the organism in Eukaryota, Metazoa, Arthropoda, Insecta, Diptera, Drosophilidae.
AAUUGUUUACUUUUGUGUCUGUGUGUCAACUUUCGUCGCGCUCAUUUCCCAGAGUGCUUUUCACCCAACAACAAAAACAGCAACAGCUUUGUGGAAAUUCAAAAUACUAAUCGACACGCUCUCUAACAAGGCAUCGCCGCACCAUUUAAGGCACAACAUUUGGGCAGCUCGACGUGCAACAAAAGCAGCAGCCGUCGGCCAUGCAUCGUUCACUGAAGCCGCACUCGCAAACGGCACAAGCUAAAAAGGUACAGCCGCCCACAAUUCCUGGCGAUCAGGCACCGCCUUCGCCGAGCCACCACUUGCCGCAAGCAUCGCUACACACAUCGCACUAUCAGCAGCCGUUGAUACCGCUCUACAGAUUGAGCGGACCUUUGCGGCACCAUCAACAGCAACUGCAACAGCAGCAGCAGCAGCAGCAACUGGACGAUGGCAUUUGCAGCAUGAGCGGCAGCAGCAUUGUCUCAUCGCCCUCACUGGAGGAGGGCGGUUUCAAUUUGCCACGCGAGACGAGCGUGGCAUUACGGAUUAAGGAUGAGGCCAAUAGUAGUGGCAGCAGUGUGAUUGGCGCCACAGCGGCAGGCGUCGGCGGCGGCGUUGCAGGAACGCCAGGAGCGCACAAGGCAACGACAGGACAGGCGCCAUUACCUAGUAUUGUGCCAUGUCCGCCGCCAGUUUUCUGUGCCACGCUACGCGAACCACUCACCCAUAAGGCGGCUGUCUACUAUCAUCAGCAGCUGGCGCUGCAGGAAGAUCAGGGCAUAGAUCUAACACAGUCGCCGGGACGCGAUUCGCCAGGCUCUUCAUCAGGCUCCGCUGGCUCCGGUUCGCGGCAUUCCACCGCCAGCCUAGAUUCAGGUCGCGCUUCAUCAUAUCUAACGGGUGUUUCCUCUUCGGGUGCCUCCAUCAGAGCGCCGCUCUCUUCACCCCGCUGCAGUUCCGUCAGCUCGUGCUCCAUUGGCAGCGUGGAUAGACAGCGCAACGAUGAACUGAUCAUUGAUUGGCUCAUGGAAAUGAAGCAUGAGGAGUACGCCCAAUUGUUCAUUGCGGCUGGAUACGAUUUGCCAACUAUAGCGCGCAUGACGCCCGAGGAUCUCACAGCCAUAGGCAUCAAGAAUCCGCAUCAUCGGGAGCGCAUCAAGCAGCGCAUCGAUAAGUUGCAAGUGCUCGACAAUUUGCCGCAUUUUGUGCCGGGUUCCAUUGAGGAGUGGCUGCAGCUGUUGAGACUCGAGGAGUACAUCCAACCGCUGCUGGAGCAGAACUACAAGACGGUGCGUGACGUAACCCAAGUUACUUGGGAGGAUCUCGAAGACAUUGGCAUUGUGAAGCUGGGCCAUCAAAAGAAAAUACUGCUGGCCAUCAAACGAGUGAAGGAUAUCAUAAGCGGCAAGUGGAAUCCGGGCGGUGCUAAUGCCUACCAACAGCAGGAAUAUCAACGCAAGCCGUGGCAAUUCAAUGUGCCUGUGCCGAGCACGCCAUCAUAUGUGCCAACGACACGUGUCUCCUGGGAUGACACGAAAAUCUAUGCCACCAGUAAUGGAGGCAACUGCAACAACAACAACAACAACAGCCACAGCCACAACGGGCACCUGAGCAAUGGUAAUGGGGAUGCCUACUAUUGUACGGGCAGCAAUCAUGAGUGCUGUGCCGGCAACGAUGUGGUGCUCAUUAAGGUGCGUCAACCACGUGGCAAGAGCCUCGAAUCGCUCGAGGACAUACACGACAACAGCACGCGCAGCCAUCUGACCUUUAGUCAUUACACGACCACAGACUAUGGCCACUUCGGGCCACCGGCCACGGCAGCAGCAGCUGCUAUGGCAGCGGCCACGUUGCAACAACAGCAACAGCAGCAACAUCAUCUCUUGCAGCAACAGCAGCAGCAGGCGGCGGCAGCUCGACUGCUGGGCAGCAAUGCGGCCGCUGCUGCAAUGGCUUGGCGGCGUUCCUAUGAUGAUGGCGACAUCACACCCACCAAUGAGGCCACUCGCGAGCUGCUCUACGAGGAGGGGGGCGGCACUUUGCCACGGCAACAACGUGGCAUACUGCAGAGAGCCGUGUUGAACACAAUGCCCCCCUUGGAGCAUCACCACUACAUGAAUGCGGCGGCAGCGGCCGAAUAUGUGACAGCAGGAGCAGGAGGAGCAGACGGCACAGCCGCCUAUCUAAGUGGCAGUCCUCUGACGGGCAAGAAGAUAGCACCGGAGCCACCGCGUCGUCAUUGCAGCAUACGCAACUCCCGCACGUUGAGCGGCGAUGGAGGCGCCGUUGCCACACAGCAGCAGCAACAACAACAGCAGCAGCAGCAGCAGCAGCAAUCAGUGGCAGGAUCCUCGAAUGCACAGGCAACACACAUGUUUUACGGCCACACCACCCAGCAUUGGCAGCAGCAACCACAGGGAGCUGGCCAGCAGCAGCAACAGCAGCAGCCCAUUUAUGCCAACUAUGCGACCAUACAGCAGACAACGGCGGAAAUACACUGCGAGAAGUAUCAUGACAAUAAGUCGAAUUCCAGUAUCGAUAGCAUAGACACGAUACCGUUUGCCAAUGAGAACACUGGGACGAUCAAGCAGCGUCUGCUCAACCGUCAGGAGCUGUCGGGCACCGGAUCGCCCGGUGGCGGCAGCAACGCUCAUCAUAUGCCCAACAGCAGCACCCAUCUGCAUUCCUCCAGCUCCAGUUCCAGCUCGUCCUCGACGAACACCAUCGCCAACAUAGCGCACUCAUUUCAUUCGCUGAAAUCUUCCAGUUCGCUGCACGAUGCGACGCUGGCGCGGAGCGAUAGCAUGGGCAGCACGGCCAGCGGGGGCAGUGCGCUGCACUUGCGGUCGCCCACCUUGGAGGCGGCCGGUGUCGAGAUCGGUACCGCUGUUGUGGGCACACCAGAGGCGCCCGUUGCUGCUGCGACUGCAGCAACAUCGACGGCUGUGCCGCCCAAGGUGUCGGUUAAUGUGCUCAACGAUAUUGGGAAUAUGCUGGCCAAUCUCACCGACGAACUGGAUGCCAUGCUCGAGGAGGAGAAGCGUGUGGGCCUCAACAUAGAUAGUGAGUAGGAGGGAUCUGAGCGAUUCCGUUCCGUAUGUCCCACCAACAACAACAGCAACAACAACAAAAACCAGCAAGUUUCCUUACGAUUAACAGCAAUCCUGCAAAGCUUCGAGCUCCCAACAAACAAAACAAAAAAACACAAGAUUAUCAACAACAUCAACAACAACAACAAUGUAGUGUAGCUGAAUUUUUUGGUAGUAUUGUAAGUUGUUAGUUGCUGCUGCCUGCUACCCCCUUUGGUUUACACUUCAUUUCUGAUUUGUUUACCAUAAUUGUAUUCUAUUUUGGUACCUACUUUAAUUUUUUAAAUUGUUAGUUUUACAUAAUUGUAUAUGUAUUGAUUACGCAUUUGAGAAUGUUUUGUACGUUAGCCCUGCAUAUUAGUUUUAAAGCAUAUCCUGCUAAUGUGGCUGCAGGCCCAGCAUAAUUUAAAGUAAGCGUUAUGUAACUGAUCUGAAUACUUUGCCAAUUGCAUGCUUAAUUACUACAGAGAGCUAUAAAAUCGCACACUAGAUUUGUGUUUCUUCCACAAUUCAACAAAUAUUUCAUUUAAACCGAAAGCGCACGAAGCAUUUUUCUUCCGAAUUCCAAAAACUAAUUAUCCUUUGGUUUUUUUGUAAUCUACAGUCAGGUUCAUUUCAUUAAUUUCAGAAUCAUAUCAGCCAGAAAGUUCUUAUGGAAAUUUUUAAAUAAACAUGACUGUCUGCACAUUCAACGAACAGAGCAGCAGAGGUUUUGGAAAUCGGAACAGACUUGCUUUAUUUUUAUUCAGUUUUUAAAAAAUCAAAGUAUAAGUAUUGUUGCAUACAAUUAUUUUGCAUUGCACUCGGCCUCAUGCACAUUUUAGCUCGGUCCUUCGUUUCCAUGCAUUGUGUAAAAAAUAAAACUUAAAAAAAUAAAUAAAAACUACAACAGAAAAGCUUUCGAAAAUGUAUACUUUUGUACUUUCCCUAUGAAUGUUAACAAAUAAAACCGAAAACAAAAUGAAUAACCAAGAAUUAUGGACAAAAAUAUAUAUGUAUGUGCAAACUUUGCAUAGUUAAAAAUAUAUAGCAUAAAUAUAUAUAUAUAUAUGUAUAUAUAUAUAUAUAUUUAAAUAUAAAUAAACAUUUAAACGAAACGAAAAAUGCAAUUCAUAUAGCAAGUAUUCGGUGGUAUAACUUAGCCACAAGGCACACACACAGAACACAGAAACGCAAAUGUAACAACAACGGCAACAAAAUAUACUACUUAGCCAAUUUUCUACAAAGAAGAGGAACUAUAACUGCAUUUAAAAUACUAUAAUUUCUUCUGUUUUUAUAUUUUUGAUCACAAAUAUGUUUUACAGCAGAAAUACUUGAUUUGUUGCAAUCUUGAAAUCAAACUACGCGCAAUUUUUGAGCAUAAUUUUAAUUCCAUAAUAUAAACAAGGAUUGGGAACUACUGACACUUGUGUUUUGAUAUAUUUUAAAUAUAUACGAAAAUACAAUAUGCAGACAAGAGCAAGAAAAUCUAUAUACUAUAAAUGAAUGUAUAAUUAAGUGUUAUUCCAUACAAACUAAAGCGCAUCAUACUUAUAAUGAAAUGAAAUUUACAUUAGAUCUACAUACGAUUACAUACAUAUGUUAGGCCGUAAAUGGAAAGAGAAAUCAUUAUAAACAUAAAUAAUACAUAUGUAUAGUAUAUGUAUAAUAUAUAUACGGGCAUCUAUGCUAAAUAAACGUGUAGAAUUUCGUGGUACAUAAUUGAAUUUGAAUUGCCUUUCUUUAUAAUUACAAGUAUAUUAUUUACUUAAAUACAAAUAUAUAGUGAAUGGACAUUACCUGUGAAUGGGAGUAGUACGUGCACACAGAACGCCUUUGUACGCAAUUGUUUUGUGUCGUAUUGUUUUAGUUAAGCAUACAUAUUAUUUUAUAAAACCAAACAAAACAGAACAGAACUAGCGCAACAAUAUUUUGUAUGUGGUCGGCGCACAUUGUCAUUAGUAAUUGAAAUUGGAAUAUCCAUAUGAAAAGCAAACAAAUCAAGAAAAUGUAUAGCACAUAUUGGGCAAAAUAAUGAGAAGAACAAAUAAAGUGAACAUUUCAUAGUAAA